Octodon degus (degu) is the source of this 1439-nucleotide messenger RNA. It is a transcript of the gene Rab3il1, whose product is annotated as RAB3A interacting protein like 1. The record is from RefSeq and is a predicted model, not a curated record. The transcript has 11 exons. Gene Ontology annotation, biological process: exocytosis. Gene Ontology annotation, molecular function: guanyl-nucleotide exchange factor activity. The coding region runs from base 59 to 1342 and encodes 427 amino acids. Gene Ontology annotation, cellular component: Golgi to plasma membrane transport vesicle. NCBI's taxonomy places the organism in Eukaryota, Metazoa, Chordata, Mammalia, Rodentia, Octodontidae.
GGCGGCCCGGCGGGCUGCGGUGCUGUGGCGCGGGACGCGGCGGACACCAGCCGCCGCGAUGUGGAGCGGCCUGCCGCAGCCGGACGAGGGCCUCCCCCCACCCCUUGCGGCUAUCCCGGGGCCCUGGAAGGGUGUGGACCCCUGCAGAGGCCGCAGGGAGGCCCCUGCACCUCAGGUCCAGGCUGCAGAGGGUGGGGAGACCCCGGAGGAAGAGGCUCCCACCCAGCUGGACGUGUCGCGCCUGCGCAGCUCCUCCAUGGAGAUUCGCGAGAAGGGCUCCGAGUUCCUGCGGGAGGAGCUGAGGAGAGCCCAGAAGGAGCUGAAGUUGAAAGAUGCGGAGUGCGCGCGGCUGUGUCGCGUGCGGGAGCAGCUGGAGCGCGAGCUGGAGGAGCUGACCGCCAGCCUGUUCGAGGAGGCCCACAAGAUGGUGCGGGAGGCCAACACGAAGCAGGCGGCCUCCGAGAAGCAGCUGAAGGAGGCCUGGGGCAAGAUCGAUAUGCUCCAGGCGGAAGUAACCGCUCUGAAGACCCUGGUCAUCACGUCCACCCCAGCCUCCCCCAACCGCGAGCUCCACCCACAGCUGCUGAGCCCCAACAGGGCUGGGCUCCGCAAGGGACACUCACGGCCCAAGAGUACCAGCAGCGCCCUGUGCCCUGCCGUCUGCCCCUUGGCUGGGCAGGGCCUGGUGCAGGGUCAGGAGGGCAGGGAGCCUGGCCUCGCCCCCCUUCUCUCCCUGCUCCUCUGCGUGCUCCCCAGCAAGGCUGCCCACCUCACCUACGAGCCGGCCUGGCCACCCCCACCUGGGGAGCCCGAGCCUGCUGCCACCGCCUGUCUCCCCUUUGCACGGCAGAUGGAUACAACGCUGUUUGCAGAGUUCCAGGCCUGGAGGGCAGCACCCACACUGGACAAGGCCUGUCCCUUCCUGGACAGGGUCUACCGCGAGGAUGUGGGCCCCUGCCUGGACUUCACCAUGCGCGAGCUCUCUGCGCUGGUUCGGGGUGCCGUGGAAGACAACACACUCACCAUCGAGCCUGUGGCUUCCCACACACAGCCUACCUCAAAGGCUGCUGCCGCGGAGUGUGGCCACACCAGCACUUGUGCCCUGAGUGGGCUGAGCAGCCCCUGCCGCCACCGCAUCCGGCUCGGGGACUCGGAGAGCCACUACUACAUCUCACCGUCCUCUCGGGCCAGGAUCACAGCAGUGUGCAAUUUCUUCACCUACAUCCGCUACAUCCAGCAGGGCCUCGUGCGGCAGGACGUGGAGCCAAUGUUCUGGGAGGUCAUGAGGUUGCGGAAGGAGAUGUCGCUGGCCAAGCUGGGUUUCUGCCCCCAGGAGGCCUAGGCUGCGGCUGGACCAGAGCAACACCUGCCUCAGGACACAGAUGGACAGAUGGCCCGGAUCUGGAGCCACAGGGAGGGACCAGCUUGUGCCCCGAUGG